Messenger RNA from Dibothriocephalus latus, 834 nucleotides. NCBI's taxonomy places the organism in Eukaryota, Metazoa, Platyhelminthes, Cestoda, Diphyllobothriidea, Diphyllobothriidae. The record is from the annotation of a GenBank genome assembly.
AUGCUCUUCACGCUGCCCCGUGACGACGACAAUUGGGAUGUAGGCGUGCAAAAGGCGAUCUUGUCUUUCAUUUGCACGCUAGUUUACCGACCAAUUAGUGAUCGUGAGCACCCGGAUCAGCCGGUACUGGCUAGCAGUGUGUUGUCCACAGGUGCAACCUUGCCCUUACAGGAAAACCUUCCGUCGCCCGUUCCAGAAUCUCCAUUCGGACCAGCCAAGUCAUUUACUCGCCCAACGACGGGAUCCCGUGCACCUGGAAGUGCGCGUAAACGUCGGCUUGACAGCAUACUGGCCCCCAAUUACGAAACACCAGCAAAGCAAGUCGCCGCCGGCUCUCAGGCGCCCCCAACCCCACUGUCUGCCGUGCCUGCCUCAGAAAGUUCUGCAAUCGCAUCUCCUACCCCUCGCCAAACUGGCGUUCGUGGUCCUACUGCGGUGGAACCCCUUCGUCACCCCCUGCUUCAUCAUCAGAUGCGCCUAUGGAGUGUGGCCCGCCGACAACAUGGUCUAAUGCUGCUGUUACAGCAGUUGGACGUCAAACAACCCAUAUCCGAAGCUGACAGUGUUCGCACCCUGGCUUGUCGCGGUUUGGAACCAAUUCUGCCGGAUCGGUUGGUGGAACAUGCGGAAUUCUGCCGUUACGCGACUCUUCUGAUCCGUUUGGUCCUAGGAUCUCUCUCGGACGGGAUAACGGCCACGGACAUGUCAUUGGAUCGCGUUCGUCGUGCCGUCAUCGUCGCUAAGACGCGUAUCCAAUGGGAUCAGGAGGAGCUUUUAGAAUUGAUAUGGCGUCAUCUACAAGCGAAGGGUAAACAGUUGUCUUCCUUUCUGUAG